Molecule: messenger RNA, 1800 nt
Organism: Caenorhabditis briggsae
Lineage: Eukaryota; Metazoa; Nematoda; Chromadorea; Rhabditida; Rhabditidae
Gene: Cbr-srh-51
Product: Protein CBR-SRH-51
Exons: 5
Coding region: 1-1800 (599 amino acids)
Source: RefSeq, a predicted model, not a curated record
AUGCAAUUCUGGUUUUUGAUGAUAACAAUAUUCUACACAAUUCUCACCACUCCUUAUCAUUUUUAUCCGGCUGAAGUCCGUUGCUCCGUUGGCUUGUUUCAUGAAUUGGGAAUCAGUUCGAGGUAUCAGCUCUAUCUUAUCAAUGUGGUUUACGGUGGAAUAGUUUCUGCGGUGAUUCUUCUUUUUGAAAAUAGACAUCGACAUUUGAUUCCAUCCACUGAAACAUUUUAUAAAACAAAUAGAACUCAUCGAUUUCUCCUUGGCCUUCUUAAUUUUUUAAUUGGUAGCUCAAAUUUCUGGACGAUAUUUUUACAAGAUGUGAUUCAAGAACGGCAGAAACUAGAAUAUCUGAAACUAGUUCCAUGUCCGACUGAACUUUAUUUCGAUUCUUGUUCAAGUGCAUUUUUUCGAACUCCAUCGAUUUGGAAUAAUAUUAUCCUGGUUUCAAGUCUCAUUGUUCCAAUUCAAAUCGUAUUUUUUAUUGCUCACAGUAUGAUGUAUUUACGGAAAAGUCACAACAUGAAUGCGUUCUCCAAACGGACUAAAAAACUUCAAAAAGCUUUCUUUCAAGCAGCUCUUGCUCAAGUUUCUUCACCUAUUUCUGCAUUGCUCAUUCCAUUAUCUCUGUUGAUCUUUAUUUUGCGAACAAAGCAAUAUUUACCAGGACUCAUCAAUGCAUGCAUCUUAUUUAUCCCAUCUCAUAGUGUAUUUUCUACUGCUGCUCUCAUUAUUUUCAAUGUUCCUUAUCGAGUUUUUGUGAAGAAAAUACCUACAACUUUGACUGAAUAUUAUUUGACUAAUUAUACAAGAUGCAAUGAAAGAUUUUCUUUUGUUGCUUCUCCUGAUUUUUUAUUAAUAGCAGCCAGAAUCGAAUUUCUUGUGAUUUUCCCGAUCAAUCUACUUGGAUUCUAUUGUAUUGUUUUCAAAUCUCCAAAAUAUAUGAGGGAGUUUCAAUGGCAUUUGUUACAUUUGCAGUUUUGGUUUCUUCUACUUUCCAUUUUCUAUUCUAUUCUAACAACUCCUGUACACUUCUUUCCUGCUCAAGUUCGUUGUUCAAUUGGUUUACUUCGAACAUGGAAUGUCCCACCUGAAUAUCAAGUAUACGUGGUUCAUUUCGUUUUUGCUGGAAUCCUUUCUGCAGUGGUUCUUCUUUUUGAAAGCCGACAUCGUCGCUUAGCACCAACCACUGAUUUUACCUAUAAAAUUCACAAAAGUCCCCGGAUUCUUCUGGGUCUUUUGAAUUUUUCGGUUGGAAUCACGAAUACAAUUCCAGUCGUUUUACAAGAAGAAUCGCAAGAGGAACUUAAACUAAAAAAUCUUGAAAUUCUUCCAUGUCCUAUGGAUUUAUAUUUUGAUUCUUGUUCAUUUGCAUCUUCUAAAAAAAUCACAGGAUGGAGUGUUCUGGCAUAUGCUACCAAUGUGGUUUUUACUUUGGAAAUUGCUUUUUUCAUAAUUCAUUGUUGGAUUUGCCUACGAAGAAGUCAGCUGAUGGAAACCUUCUCAGAGCGAACAAAACGUCUUCAAGUUGCAUUUUUUCGUGCGGCAAUUGCUCAGGUUGCAGCUCCUCUUAUCGUGCUUUUUGUGCCCUUUAUUAUGCUUUUCUACCUCAUUGCAACGUCAUCCAAUUUGCAAGGGUUAAUCAACAUUUGUGUUCUAUUUAUUCCUGCGAAUAGUGCUUUCUCAACAAUCUCACUUCUUAUCUACAAUGCAGCUUAUAGAAAAUUUAUCGUUGGACUUUGGAGAGUGAUCCCAAUGACUGAGAGUUCUCUCAACCGAAUAGCAGUUGCAUCAAGUGUAUGA